Molecule: messenger RNA, 606 nt
Organism: Rhodofomes roseus
Lineage: Eukaryota; Fungi; Basidiomycota; Agaricomycetes; Polyporales; Fomitopsidaceae
Exons: 4
Coding region: 1-606 (201 amino acids)
Source: RefSeq, a predicted model, not a curated record
AUGACGAACAAGACGCUCGACCCGUACACUGCAAAGGCGGAGAACGACAACCUCUCGCCGCAGGAGAAGAUCGAGGGUCUCCACUCUAUCGUGAAGAGCGUCAAGACCGGCAUGCUCACCACGCACACCGCCUCGGGCCAACUCCACUCUCGCGCCAUGGCGCCCGCUGGGCCGUUCAGCCCGACGCAGGCGACGCUCGUUUUCAUCGCGAACAAGGCGUCCGCGAAGUUUGACGAGAUCGAGAACGACGCGCACGUGAACGUGUCGUUCUACGACGAGUCGUCGACCAACUGGGCGUCGUACGCCGGAAUCGCCAAGAUAACUCAGGACAGGGAGAAGAUUGCCAAGCACUGGAGCUCCGCUACUGCUGCAUGGUUUGGUGACCUCGGUGACGGGAUCCACAAGGGCGACCAGCACGAUCCCCGGGUCGCUUUGAUCGAGGUUACCCCGGAGGAGAUCAGGUAUUGGUACUCGACGCGCGGUACGGUUGGCAAGGCGGUGGACGUCGCCUAUAGCGCCGCGACUGGUAACACCGCCGCGCCCGGCGAGUUGAGGACGAUCACCACGGCGGAGAUACAACUCCUCAACGGCGUUCAAUCGAAGUAA